Molecule: messenger RNA, 810 nt
Organism: Angiostrongylus costaricensis
Lineage: Eukaryota; Metazoa; Nematoda; Chromadorea; Rhabditida; Metastrongylidae
Source: the annotation of a GenBank genome assembly
UUCAUGGGGCAUUGUGUUUUUCAUUCUAUUGCAACGUUAUGCUCAAAGCUUUCGCCAUCGUCACCGGAAUUUCAACACGCAUGCAAUUUGUCGGGUGCUGCUGAUACUGCGCAUAUCAUAGCGACUUCGUACCUUUACAAUCGUGAGUACACCAAAUGCAUUGAGUUUUGUGGCUCGGAACUAUUUAAACGCGAGAAGAAUGAGCCGCAGCUUUUUGCUGCGACAGUGGCUGCUCAUUAUCAGCUAGCAAAAGUUUCGUCUGUUAUGCAGUCAGCCGUGCGUUUUAUACCGAUUAUCAUCAAAAACAGUUGGUGGUUACCUCAUUCCGCUAUAACGAAUGGUGGAGUUGAUAUGGAGGAGCCUUUCUGGUUCAUUCGUUGUUCAGCGGCUGGUCAUUGGCUUUGUACUGUGCUAUUGAAUACUCUUCGACCUCUUCUCACUGAAACUAGUGACAAUCUACUAAUUUCGACCAUUUUAUUACUGUCACAAGUCGACUUUACCUCAGUCGGGUUUUCUGCGUUCAAUGAGGCGAUCUCAAUAGCAGAAAAUAAAGAAUCCUUCAAAAGCAUUGACAUAUUCGAAUUCAUUGGUGAUUUAGCUGUUAUGGAUCGAAUAGUGUUUAUGGCUUCUUCGCGACCUGAAUGCUUUCUCCCGGAAUCAACUGAGGAUGCACAGACAGAACUCCAGAAAGUCAUUGAAGCUCGUCUAAAAGUGAUCGACGAAGCUGAAAAGAUUAAGCUGACUAUUAUAUAUCUGUCAAAAAUUGGUAAUGACUUUGUUCGGCUGCUGCAGUCCACGGAGAAAUCUUGA